This is a messenger RNA of Homarus americanus (American lobster), 1505 nucleotides long. RefSeq lists its product as uncharacterized. The transcript has 2 exons. The record is from RefSeq and is a predicted model, not a curated record. The coding region runs from base 264 to 998 and encodes 244 amino acids. NCBI's taxonomy places the organism in Eukaryota, Metazoa, Arthropoda, Malacostraca, Decapoda, Nephropidae.
CACCCUCACAGUUGGUUGAUCGCUCGCAAGCUGACUUUUUAUAAAUAGUUUUCGGAAACUUCGGUUUUCAUAAGCAGGUACAAAACUGAUACAAUGUUCUAUUACUUGACCAAAUUUUAAUUAUCCAAGGAAGGUUCGAUCUAUUAACGACUGUGAAUUAGUGGACCCAAUGUCAUAGAACAAAACUUCUACUUGUUGAAACCUGAAAAAAAUCUGUGGCCUUAAUCCUGGUUUCACUGUUGCACGGCGUCAAGUCCUCCACCAUGAGCCAUUUUAAGUACAGCGAGAUAUCCACUGAACGUGUGAUGAUUUCCCUAAUGUCUUCAACGUCCCUACAGUUUGAUGAAGACGCGCCUCUCCCAAUUUCUACAGUCCCUCCUAACAGUAACUGGAAUACCAAGAGCUUACAUGUGGAAACCCUAAGUGUAGAGGCCACUAGCGUCAAUAUUACCACACAAUUCGUUUUUGAUGACUGGAUACCCGAUGUAAAACCGCACCCGGUGGCGCCGUUCCCCACACUAACUCCUGUGUAUUUUGAGCCAGUGAAUGACCAGAUCAGGAACUGGAUCGGUGUGUGUAUCCUGAUCAUGGUGGCCACGGUCUUCACCUUGUGUUCUGCCCGAAGCCUCUACAAAGAAUGCCGAAGGACGUGGCCGUACAGCCCGUUGAGGCGGCGUCUGAGGCGUUGGUUUCCCAGUUGGUUUGUCGAGGCGCCAGAACCCGUGGUGGAAUUUAUCCACGUUAAUAACCCCCACGAUAACCCGGUGUUCAACCCACAAUACGGUCUGGAAGAUCUCGAGGUGGAGAACCUUCACGGCCAUGAGAAAAACCCACAAGAUAAUGACCGUGAACCUCCCCAGGACCCGGAGGAGAACCGCCGCUUUAGUGUCCAGGACCCGAGGAGAGUCACCGUCUUGGCCUUCAGGGCCGGGAGGACAACCGACGUCACAGUCUUCAAGACCCGGGGGAAAACCACCGUCCUAGUCAACAGGACCUGAGGAGAACCACCGUCAUAGUCUCCAGGACCCGGAAGAGAACCACUUGAAACUACUCCAGAACCCGGAAGCAAUACUCUAGAACCCGGAGGUGCUACUCCAGAAGAUGAUGAAAACCUGCUCCAAAACUCGGAAGAUAAGCUCCCCUAAGACGUGUUUCAACAGAACCUGGACCACAUACUCCGUCCCCUUGGGUUCAUCAGCUCCCAGAUCAUCUUGACUAACACGGUUUAUGGUGGUUUAUAUACAAUAGUCUAGUACAUUGUUUUGAUGUUAACGUAAUUGAAAAAAGUGACUUUGGUAAGUGUUCUCCAUAUACAAGGAUAUUAUAUUUUUACAUUGAUUUUAAAUUUUCACUACGUGGUUUGUUUUAAAGUUCUGUCUACCUUGGACAGAGAUAAUAGUGGAGUUCCUUCUGUGAACUCCACAUUAAUGGAUGAUUGUUCAUUGAUAACCUGAAGUUUUAAUUGUUUUAAAGUGUUGAUUGAGUACUUCGGAAUGCGAAAUAAA